AUGUCGUACGAAGAACGGCUUACAUGCCUCCAAUGCAAUCUCGAAGGUUUCCGCUGUACUUUCACAUCCGAGCAGUCACCUACUAGAUAUAGUUGGAACUUUGGGCCAAAAUACUUCCGCAACGCAGACUCCCGCCCACGAAUAUGCUGCGGUCGCUGCAGGCGAAUCAACGAGCCCUUCUGUAUCCAGGUCAAGGAUCAGGUUCUUGAAACGGGUUGGGCAUUGUGGAAGGGAAAGAAGCAUGAGGCAUGGCGUUCUCCGGGUGUUCAAGACCAUAUUGUCCAUGCAAAGGUGCUGGAGCUGCUGAAGAACGCGAAAGAGAAAACUAAGUUUAUGCUGCCAAUGCCAAGGGCUGAGAUGAUGACCUAUAGGAAAGGUAUGAGGAAGCCUUUUGGGAAUCAGGUCAAGGAUACUGUGGGUGUGCCGAAGGGGAUGACUCUUGAGGAGUGGGAAUCAAGGACCGAUACGCUAAGAGAAUGGGAUCGCCGGAGGGCAUUCCUUGAUCGGACCUUUCCCGGUUGGAAGAGUGAGCGGGUAUUUUGGGAAUUCUUCGAGCCGAGAGUAUCGGGCGACGUGAUCACCUCCAUGAUGAAAGAUAAGCGCUGGUCAAAGCGGUAG
Messenger RNA from Venustampulla echinocandica, 618 nucleotides. RefSeq lists its product as uncharacterized. The record is from RefSeq and is a predicted model, not a curated record. The transcript has a single exon. Lineage: Eukaryota; Fungi; Ascomycota; Leotiomycetes; Helotiales; Pleuroascaceae. The coding region runs from base 1 to 618 and encodes 205 amino acids.